UCCGCCCGGUCCCUCCCCUCCUUUUAGGCGCCCUCGCUGCUGGGACAUCCCAGUCCCUCUUGCUCUUCCUGACCUGUCCCCCUGCGUCCAGUGCCCGCAGCCAGCCCGGUCUACCCACUCUUCACAGCCCACCCGCCGGCCCACCUCCCACUGCAGCCAUGGACGCCAUUAAGAAGAAGAUGCAGAUGCUGAAACUGGACAAGGAAAAUGCCAUCGACCGCGCAGAGCAGGCUGAAGCCGACAAGAAGCAAGCUGAGGACCGAUGCAAGCAGCUGGAAGAAGAACAGCAGGCCCUCCAGAAGAAGCUGAAGGGGACAGAGGAUGAGGUGGAAAAGUAUUCCGAGUCUGUGAAGGAUGCCCAGGAGAAACUGGAGCAGGCCGAGAAGAAGGCCACCGAUGCUGAAGCAGAUGUGGCCUCUCUGAACCGCCGCAUUCAGCUGGUAGAGGAGGAGUUGGAUCGGGCACAGGAGCGCCUGGCUACAGCCCUGCAAAAGCUGGAGGAGGCUGAGAAAGCAGCUGAUGAGAGCGAGAGAGGAAUGAAGGUCAUUGAAAACCGGGCCAUGAAAGAUGAGGAAAAGAUGGAGCUGCAGGAGAUGCAGCUGAAGGAAGCCAAGCACAUUGCUGAGGACUCAGACCGCAAAUACGAGGAGGUGGCCCGGAAGCUAGUGAUCCUGGAAGGCGAACUGGAGCGCUCAGAAGAGAGAGCAGAGGUGGCUGAGAGUAAAUGUGGGGACCUAGAGGAGGAGCUGAAAAUUGUUACCAACAACUUGAAAUCCCUGGAAGCCCAAGCGGACAAGUAUUCCACCAAAGAGGACAAAUACGAAGAAGAGAUCAAACUUCUGGAGGAGAAGCUGAAGGAGGCUGAGACCAGAGCAGAGUUUGCUGAACGAUCUGUGGCAAAGUUGGAGAAAACCAUCGAUGACCUGGAAGAUGAAGUCUAUGCACAGAAGAUGAAGUACAAGGCCAUCAGUGAAGAGCUGGACAACGCACUCAAUGACAUCACUUCCCUCUGAGUCCACAAUACCAUGGCCAUCACAGACCCCUUCUCUCUUCUCUUUCCCUUCUCUCUGAGGGGAGGUGCAGCCAAGGAGGAGCAUGAUUGGCAACUUCGAGUAGCCAGGCUGAGGGCAGCCUAGGGAGCAUGUGUAUCUCCACUCCUGCUACCCACUCUGGCACUGGCUUCAUCUUGCUGUCACCAUCCACUGACCUCUACCCCCUCUACCACUUAAUAAACUCUGAACUUGGUCUCCAUGCUGUUUUCCUACCUCCAGAGAGCUCCUCAUCACUGUCAAAGCACUGGUUUACUCCUGAGACCCUGGCUUUUCCUGACACCCUCAAUCUUGUGGCACUCAGCCCUCCCACAGAACACCGUGGCUCACACAGACUCUUCUGCAUGGCACUCCCAGCCUGUCACUUUCUGAUAAUCAGUGCAUGUGAAUAUAUGGGGAUCCAUCAAGCACAGCCUUACCCCCUCUCAGCAGCCCAUCACCAACCUUGGUGCACUUAACUGGGAUUCCAGGAAUGGCUAGAAGGGAAAUGGGUUGGUGAGGUCAGGAGAGGAGCCAGAAGAUCAGAAACUGUCCAGGGAAGGUCGUAAAAGUAUUGGAUCUCUCCAAGAGGGGCUUUCACAGCAGCUGCAGGUCUGUUUUCUGUCCCUGUCCUGUCUGUCUGACCCUCCCUUUCUUGGCUGGACCUUUGUCUUUCCUUCUGUUUCCAACUUCCCCAAACCUUUUAAAGGAAGGCAACCCAACCUGUUUAUGAUACAGACACCCCCGCUCCCCAUACCAUUGGCUCCAAGGCCUGGAGCAAGAUCUGUGUCUGGUCAGUCCACCCGUUUGCCCCUUCUGCAGGCCCCAGGUCCGUAGCCUAACAUGUCCCCUGGGCCAUAGAGUGUCUCCUAACAUGCGUUGUCACCUUUUCCUGUCGAAGGUUCCCUCCCUUAUGUCCUUCCUCCUGUUUACCCCACCUCACC
Molecule: messenger RNA, 1972 nt
Organism: Meriones unguiculatus (Mongolian gerbil)
Lineage: Eukaryota; Metazoa; Chordata; Mammalia; Rodentia; Muridae
Gene: Tpm2
Product: tropomyosin 2
Exons: 9
Coding region: 159-1013 (284 amino acids)
Biological process (GO): actin filament organization; muscle contraction
Cellular component (GO): actin filament
Molecular function (GO): actin filament binding
Source: RefSeq, a predicted model, not a curated record